Messenger RNA from Sardina pilchardus (European sardine), 2433 nucleotides. It is a transcript of the gene map10, whose product is annotated as microtubule associated protein 10. The transcript has a single exon. Gene Ontology annotation, molecular function: microtubule binding. Gene Ontology annotation, biological process: mitotic spindle midzone assembly; cytoplasmic microtubule organization; positive regulation of cytokinesis. The coding region runs from base 80 to 2353 and encodes 757 amino acids. Lineage: Eukaryota; Metazoa; Chordata; Actinopteri; Clupeiformes; Clupeidae. The record is from RefSeq and is a predicted model, not a curated record. Gene Ontology annotation, cellular component: cytoplasmic microtubule; mitotic spindle midzone; midbody.
CCACAAAGGCAAGUCGUGCUUGUUUAAAAUUAACUUGGAUUUUCUUCAAAAACAUUUAACAAACACUCCUCUUUACGCAAUGGUGAUGGAUGUUGGACAAGAGACUCCAAAAUUAAUUGGGAGUUCACUCAUUUCUCUGACAAGACUGGUCAACCAGAUCAAAUCAGAUGUGGAGGAGCAUGGCAUUGGCACCCCCUCUGCCUAUGGCGAAAGAAGGACGCAUGACUUGUGCAAUCUCAUGGGGAUGAAAAUUGGACUGAUUUCUGUAGCCUGCAAACUUGUCAGUUUAGGGGGAAGUUUAAUUCCUCAUAUUUCAGAAAACAAAAUUCACAGUGUUGGAACCACAAUGUCACAGGAGAGUAAUGGAACAGAAAUGGUUAACAUGGCAACAAACGCUGUUUGCUGCAAGACUACUGAGGGUACUGGUGUAAAGCCUAUUGAUCAGGAAGGUUUUUGCCAUGUUGUUCGUCAGAGAGUUAAGAUUGACGGACACCCAAAGGAUAUUGUUGUGUCUGAGGCAGAGGAAACAAGGGUUGCCUCAACAAGUACUCAGACUGAACAAACAAAAAAGCGAAUUAAAAAAAUAGAAAUAGCUCGGAUUGAUUAUGAGGAUGAGCCGAGUCCAACUCUGUUCUGUCCUCCACCCAUGUUCUAUAGUGCCGCAGAGAAAAGUCAAGAGGAGAAAGAGUUUAAAACUUCCAGUGCAGGAAUGGAUUCCCUUAGGGUAGCAGACCUGGACACAGAUGAGGAGUUGUCCGAUUCUGAAAUGCCUCCUUCCAAUGAGCAGAGCGGACCAGCUAUUGUUGAGCAUCCAACAGGAAGUCAGAUACCACCACAGCCAUUGGCACCAUCACAUCUUGGGGAUGCCAUAAGACAGCUGCCUUUGCUGAAUGCCCUUCUUGUGGAACUUUCUCUGUUGAAUGGGCAGAACCAGCAGCAGCAGCAGCCUCUGUCCGUUCAUCCCAGUAUAGCUUGGAUUUAUACAUCAGCACAGGGACCCACAGAUCCUACAGCUCACAGCGCAAAACCAGCAGUGCAAAUGCUGAAAAAUAAUGCAUCACCUCAGCAGAAAGCACAGCUGUUGUCCUCCCUGAGACGGGGGCACAGUGAACGCUGUAAGUCUCUGAUCUCUGUCUCCCCAUCCAGUAAACAAAAAAGGACAAAAGCAAACAAGCAUUCUCCACAUCCAGAAAAGACAAAACCAAAGAGAAAGUUAACAUAUGGCCUGACGCACACAUAUCGGCUUAGACUGCAGAGAUUGAGCGCUGAUCUUCCUAAACCCAGAGAGUGCAUGGAACAUGCCAACUCAAAGCAGUCCAAACCCGCUAAUCAGAAGAACAAGAAUCUUAGCUCCAGCAGCAGUAUGUUAAAGAGAAGCCUCAAUUUCGAGGACAACACGGACACAUUAAUUAGUACCGUUGAUAUGGAUCGCACACAAGAUAGCACUCCACCAAAGUCCUUAGACAAGCCAAACAUUUGUCGUUUAUCCAGUGAGAGCGGUGAUAUUCCCAAUCAUAAAGCUGCAUCAAUUCUCAAGCACACCCUAAAAGAGAAACCAGCACAUUUCAAGCAGGACAAGGAAUUACGUAUCAGAAUUCCUAGUGCAUUGAGCCAGCAUUCUGGCUGCAGUGAUUUGGAACAUAGAGCAAAUGACCCUGGCUUUUCCAGCUCUAGUGAAGAUGACGGUGGUCAGGGGGAAAGUAGAUGGAGUCGUCCUCCAUCAAAGUGUUCUGACUCCUGCAGUGAGAGCCAGGUAGAUUAUCAGGAUGAUUUCACCAGCCUGGACCCCACUGACGGCUACUCACCCGACCUGCUGAGUAGUCCUGAACCCAGGAUGACCAGAGCUCCCAGUGAUCUGUCCAGCUUGAAUGACGAGUCAGUCCGAAAUCCAGGUCUGCCUGUGCCAGUGAAAGCAGCCACGUCUCCCAAACGCUCCCUCAAAGGCACCCAUCUGAUCAGGCAGUCCAUGCGGGCCUCUGGCCUUAGUGUGUCCUCAGACGCUGAUGAUUUGAGGUCAGGUUAUACUCCAUCUGCUCAUUCCAGACACAGCCAAGUAAGUCAAGCGAGAUCUGAAUCUCAGGACAGUGAAAUGGGAGGGAGGGCCUCUGUACCCAGACAUCCCAUAAGGCCCUGGAGCGAGCGAAGCGACCCCACUGAUGAUGUCACACAGUACAGAGGUUACUCAGAGGAUUCAUUUGCGCACCACAGUGACUCUGAUCCUGAGUCACUUUCCUUGCUUGAUCCCAUUGAGGCAGAGGAAGAAAAUGAUCAACUUGGUACACUCGGACUCACACAAAAAUACCAGCAUAUUUCAGAUCUAAUGGUCAACAAGCUUCCUGGCUACACACUAUGAUAGAGAUGUAUUUAAUGGUGUGUAGCUUCAGAUCUAUGUGAUUGUCUUGUUUCUUGUAUUUUUAAUAAAAUCUUACACAA